Laccaria bicolor S238N-H82 is the source of this 921-nucleotide messenger RNA. RefSeq lists its product as uncharacterized. The transcript is spliced from 5 exons. NCBI's taxonomy places the organism in Eukaryota, Fungi, Basidiomycota, Agaricomycetes, Agaricales, Hydnangiaceae. Bases 1 to 921 code for a protein of 306 amino acids. The record is from RefSeq and is a predicted model, not a curated record.
AUGUGUCAAGAGAACACGCGGGGUGACUGGGGUGUCCAGAAAUCCGAUCUCUUGCACGCUUCUGCUCGGUUGCUGAGUCUCGACGAGGCCGUGUGGCGUGCGCUCUCGCAUAAAGUCAGGCAUGUUGGAAUGAGCUUGCCUUACCUCUCCAGUUUUCCCCCUACAGUCAUGUCGCAGCAGCCAAGCGCUGAAAGACCCAGCGACUUUAAUACUAUGCAACUCCCUCAUGCUAUGCAACCAAUCCCCAACCCAAACUUUCCGCUUCAGUGCCACGAAGCAAAAAAUUUGCUAUGGGUAGAAUCAGAUCUUCUCGACCCCUUCGUUCAUGGCGAAGACUGGUCAGUAGACAACAGCCAUACGAUUUCACAGGGAAGUGCCGACACCUUUACCCAUAAAUUUAAGGCGGAGCAAUAUGAAGUCAACGCACCGAUAAAUCAUUGCCCACUCAUGGUGGUAGCUCUUCGUGAUGUAGUUUUCCCUUCCACAUACACCGCAGCUUUGCCGGUUUUGACUCUCCACAACCAUGCUCUCGAUCAAUUUGACCGUGCUCAAGACCUUAUGGAUAAUUCAAAUUUCAUGAGUUUUCAAGUCGGUCUCGACGCUCCAGCGACAUCAUCGAGCAGUAGAUAUGAUUCCAGAAUGCAGCGCAUGAGGUUCCUCGACUUUCUUGAUAGUCCUCAACCAUGGGCUGGAAGUAGUGUUAGCAACGAGGCGAAUACCUAUCAUGAUCCGAACGAUAGAGCGUGUGCGAGCCGCAAUGAUCACCAGGAAAACAUGGGCCAUUCACGUGGCAUCCCAGGCCAAGCGCUUGAGGUCAAACGAUCCGUAGUGGGAUCCCGAGGGGUGACUGCUGCGACGAAGGCCCGAAGAAAAGAUCAGAACCAACCAGGGAGACCACAUGAACUCGCACUAUGGGAUUAA